Cannabis sativa is the source of this 1782-nucleotide messenger RNA. RefSeq names its product berberine bridge enzyme-like 8. Gene Ontology annotation, molecular function: oxidoreductase activity; FAD binding. The transcript has a single exon. The coding region runs from base 81 to 1670 and encodes 529 amino acids. The record is from RefSeq and is a predicted model, not a curated record. NCBI's taxonomy places the organism in Eukaryota, Viridiplantae, Streptophyta, Magnoliopsida, Rosales, Cannabaceae.
ACAUAUAUAUAUUGAGUGUCAAAACCAUUUUAACAAAUACUACUUACAUUUUAGCAAAAGCAACACAUUUCAAUUCAAAUAUGCAUAGUACAAAGCUUCGAGACUUUAUAUUUUUCAUUCUUUCAUUCAUUUUUCUCUCACAACUUUGUUCAUCAACCCCUUUAAACGAGUUCCUAAAAUGCUUCCAAAAAAACUCUAAUAAUAACUCCAUGCUAAACAUUAUCACACCUCAAAACUCCACAUUCAAAUCCAUGCUACUCUCACGCAUCCACAACAAAAGAUUCGCCACACUCCAAACCCCUAAACCCCUUGCCAUCUUACAACCCAACCACGAGACCCAAAUUAAAAGCAUAAUAUUAUGCGCCAAACAACACAAUCUUCAGCUUAGGAUUCGAAGUUGCGGUCAUGACUUUGAGUGCCUAUCAUCGGUGUCUACCGUCCCCUUCAUCAUCCUCGACAUGCUUAACUUUCGAUCCAUUGACAUAAACUAUAGUGAUGAAACUUCUUGGAUUGAAGCUGGUGCCAGCCUUGGCGAGCUUUACUAUAAGUUAGGGAUGACUAGUCCAAUCCAUGGGUUCUCGGCCUCAGUAUGUCCUGGGGUUUGCACUGGUGGACACAUUAGUGGCGGAGGAUAUGGAACAAUGAUGAGAAUGCAUGGACUCACGGUUGAUAAUGUCUUAGAUGCUCGAAUGAUGGAUGUUAAUGGUGACAUACUUGAUAGGAAAUCAAUGGGAGAGGAUGUGUUUUGGGCCAUUAGAGGAGGAGGUGGUGCCAGUUUUGGUGUUAUCAUUUCAUGGAAGAUCAAAUUGAGUCGUGUCCCACCUAAAGUAACAGUUUUUAGAGUAAAAAGGACUGAAGAACAAGGCUCCUUUGAGGCUUUCCAUCGUUGGCAAUAUGUGGCUCCUAACUUGCCUAAGGAGAUAUUCAUUAGAGCAGAGUUGGAUGUGGUAAACAAAACAAUUGUGGUGUCUUUCAUUGGACAUUACUUGGGCCAAGCCCAAGAGCUUCUUUCCCUUCUAGAACAGAGAUUUCCUGAAUUGCAUUUGAAUAAAAAAGAGUGUUUUGAAAUGAGUUGGGCGGAAUCCACUGUCUUUUGGAUCGAUGGUCACCCUGCUGAAAACAUAACAUCAUUGGAUGAGUUGCUUGUUCAGCCAAAUGGGCCAGGAGAGUUUUUCAAGUUAAAAUCUGAUUACAUGAAAAAACCUUUUACAAAGCAAGCAUUGAAGAAAUUAUGGACAAUGAUGAUCAAGAUUGGUCGUGUUUGGAUGAAAUGGAAUCCUUAUGGAGGGAGAAUGAGCGAGAUUCCAGAAUGGGAAACGCCUUUCCCUCAUAGGGCUGGAAAUUUGGCUUUGUUGCAAUAUUACGUAUUUUGGAAUGAGGAUGGAAAUAAUGUAACAAAUCAUUACAUGAAUCUUUCCAGACAAUUGUACGAGAAGAUGGCUCCUUAUGUUUCGAGAAAUCCUAGAGAAACAUUCUUGAAUUAUAGGGAUCUUGAUAUUGGUGAAAAUCCAAAUAAUGAGACGUUGUUCAAGAAUUCCCUUGUUUAUGGAAGAAAAUAUUUUAAGGGUAAUUUUGAUAGGUUGGUUAAAGCAAAAACAUUGGUGGAUCCUGGCAAUUUCUUUCGAAACGAGCAAAGUAUUCCACCUCUUCAGACAACGAAUUUAGUUUAAACUAAUUUUAAGCAUUUCUUCCGAGGAAAAAAAAUAUUAUAGACUACUUUAUCAUUAUUAAUAAUAAUGUAUAUGCUGUUUUUUAACAAAAUAACAAUGAUAUAUACAAUUC